ACAUGGUUUUUGCCGCUUGAAAUGACCUGAAGAAGUCUACUGGCUGCGCACUGGUCUUAUGUAGCUCACGGCUGCUUGUACGUAAAUUCCGCAUUCAUAGACCGCCUACACUUUUACGUCACAAAAAAUGGCAGCUAUAUGCCGGUUACACCAUAUUGCCCUCCACGUUAGAAACGUGGAUAAAAUAGCGUAUGACCUUGUCUCCAAGUUCAAAUUUAAUUUAUUCGCUGCGAGGCUAAAUGAGAAAUCAAGCCAGUUCGCCUUCAGGAAUGGAUCAGCAGUUUUCAUCGUGAAUGAAAGAUUAAGUAAUCCUUUUCUCGGUUUUGAAGAUGUGGUCGCGCGUAAGGGACAUCACACUUCAAGUCAAGGAUUGAAUGAGAUAUGCUGUCCCCCUUUUAGAUUUGGCGACCGGAAAAAUACGAAUACUGAAUGCAAUUUCCUUUACGAUGUUCAUCCUAAUUACUCCGUGGAUACUGUAAGUAACGUUUGUUUUGAAGUGGAGGAUGUGGAGAAGACGUUUAAUGCUCUCCGCAACCAAGGGUGCGAUUUCCUGGUGCCCCCGACAACUGUGCGGGAUGAGAAAGGAAUUGUUUCAUAUUCGAUAUUGAAAUCAAUUGUGGGGAAUGUAUGUCACACGCUAAUUGACAAGACUCAGUACCAGGGGACAUUCUUGCCUGGGUUUGAAAAUGUGACAAAGAACGGCGCACGUGUCGAUGAAUUGGCACCGAGUGAGAUUACUCACUUUGAUCACAUAACAUAUGCCUGUCCCAGGAGAGGUACGCCUGAUGUCAUGGGGUGGUACGAGAAGUACUUUGGCUUUCAAAGGUUUUUCAUUGACAGGGACGAGGAUGUAAAUGAAGGGUUUGUUCUCAACGAGAAUAGCAUUGGUCUGCGACUGACAGCCAUGGAAUACUGGAAGUGCAGUGAAUUGGGGGUGAUGCUCCCCUUUAAAGGCAAGGAGCCAGACUGCAAGUUUGUUAUUGCAGAAUCACUGCCUGAGCAAGGAAGAAACCAGGUGGACAGCUUCUUGGAGAACCACAAGGGGGCUGGGAUUCAGCACAUUGGCCUGUACACCCAGGACAUUAUCUCCACAGCACACAGUCUGGCACAGGCUGGAGUGGAGUUCUUCAGUCCUCCUCCUGCCUACUACACUGAGGUGGGAAAGCAGCAGGAGAUAGUGGAUGCUGGUCAUGACCCUGAGGAGUUGUCUCAGUAUGGGAUCCUCCUGGAUGCUGACCUACACCAGGACUCUUCAGGCCCCCCCUGUGGUCUUGCGUCUGCUAAAAAGAAUAGGCACCUGCUCCAGAUAUUCACCAAGCCCAUCUUUGCGGAGGAUACUUUUUUCUUGGAGCUCAUCGAGCGAAGAGGGGCAUCUGGGUUUGGGGAGGGGAACAUCCGAGCUCUGUGGAGAUCCGUGCAGGAUUAUAUGAAGAGCCAGACAGAAAAAUCGAGGGACACAACUCUGAGAGCGUUGCAACACAAACUCGGCAACACUGACUCUGAAGAAGAAAACUGUUUGUAGAAUUUUAUGUUUAAGACUGCUGCCAUGUGAAGAAAGAGCAGAUUGUGUGUGUAUGUGCAUCACAAACUUGAAUUUUGAAGAGAAAAAAUUUUACUUCAGAAAUAACCUUAAAAACAACUUCCCUCAAAAUAGUCUCUUUUGGCUUUAAUUACAAUUAAACAAAUUAUUGGAAGUCUAUCCAAUCAAAGUUGGAAAUGGAGGGGUAAUUAAAUUGAGUAAAAUAUGAAAGAAAUAUGGCAAAGGAGUUAAGCUUCAAUGUGUGGUAAAAAUAAUUGUGGCAUGAAGGUUAUUCCCAGUGAUGAAUUGCAAAAAAAGCUUAAGAUUUCCAGGGGCAGUGUUCAGUACACACUACAGCUGAUGGGCAACUGCCCAUUUCACUUACACUACAGGCCGAUGGUAUUGGGCUACCUGUGCUUUUAAAAAGAAAACUUAUGGUAGAUAAGAUUUUGGUCAGUUUAACUAUCCCUCCACCUCCCUCCCAUCCUGCCAUGUCCCACUUCGCAAAAUGAUUGGAUAUACUUUCAAUAAUUUGUUUAAUUGCCAGAGGAGGCUAUUUUGAGAAGUCACAUCUAAGAUUGUUUUAAGUAAAACUCAUCUCUUUGUUAUUGCAGGGAGAACUGGAAAUAGUUUUGUUAUUCAAUAAAUACUCAUAAAUUAACUGAA
Molecule: messenger RNA, 2185 nt
Organism: Anguilla anguilla (European eel)
Lineage: Eukaryota; Metazoa; Chordata; Actinopteri; Anguilliformes; Anguillidae
Product: 4-hydroxyphenylpyruvate dioxygenase-like protein
Exons: 5
Coding region: 128-1522 (464 amino acids)
Biological process (GO): aromatic amino acid metabolic process
Molecular function (GO): 4-hydroxyphenylpyruvate dioxygenase activity
Source: RefSeq, a predicted model, not a curated record